This is a messenger RNA of Lytechinus variegatus (green sea urchin), 1523 nucleotides long. RefSeq names its product deleted in malignant brain tumors 1 protein-like. Lineage: Eukaryota; Metazoa; Echinodermata; Echinoidea; Temnopleuroida; Toxopneustidae. Bases 1 to 1281 code for a protein of 426 amino acids. The record is from RefSeq and is a predicted model, not a curated record. Gene Ontology annotation, cellular component: membrane. The transcript is spliced from 5 exons.
AUGUCCAUGUCAUAUUUGCACUUAUCAGCAUGGAAUGGCAACGGCACUGUUCUGGAUAAAGCUCAUAAGUACAUUGACUUGAAUAUUGUGUAUCAAAAGCCUGCAUAUGGUUCAGACUCAGAUGUUGAUGGUUACCUUCUUCCCGAUAUCACGUCAGCAGACACUGACCAAGAUAUUGACGGAUCUUCCAAGCUUUACAUCCACCAAACGGAGAAGAUCUAUGUACAGAAAGAAUCGCGGUACCGAAUCAGCUUAGAUCCCUUUGAAGUUCGUCUCGUCGGUGGAUCUAAUGAUGCUGAAGGGAGAGUAGAGGUGUUGCAUGACGGAUCCUGGAGUACUAUCUGCGAUGAUGAAUGGGAUCUACGAGACGCCAGGGUGGUUUGUAGGAUGCUGGAGUUUGGUGGAGCCUUGGAGGCACCGGGAUCUGCAAGGUUUGGUCAAGGAUCUGGAAUAAUUGUCCUCGACGACCUCGACUGUAUUGGUUCAGAAAACAAUCUUGCAGAAUGUCCACAUCGUGGGACUGGAGUUCAUAACUGUGGACACGCCGAAGAUGCAGGCGCUAUUUGUUACACAGGAGCAAAUCCACACCCAUUACAAGUUCGCCUUGCCGGUGGGUCUACCGAUGUUGAAGGCAGAGUAGAAGUCAUGCAUGAUGGAUCCUGGGGUACUGUUUGUGAUAUCAACUGGGAUCUCAGAGAUGCCAGGGUGGUUUGUAGGAUGCUGGGGUACGAUGGAGCCUUGGAGGCACCGAGAACCGCUAGGUUUGGUCAAGGAUCUGGUCGAGUCCUUCUAACUGUGGUCGGAUGCGAUGGAACAGAGGACAACCUAGCUGACUGUGCUCACGCAGGGAUUGGAGAUUGGAGUUACUGCGGUCAUGGCAGGGAUGCAGGUGCCGUCUGUUACUCAGGAGUUCGCCUUGCCGGUGGGUCUACCGAUGUUGAAGGCAGAGUAGAGAUCAUGCAUGAUGGAUCCUGGGGUACUGUUUGUGAUACCAGCUGGGAUCUCAGAGACGCCAGGGUGGUUUGUAGGAUGCUUGGGUUUGAUGGAGCCUUGGAUGCACCGAGAUCUGCAAUGUUUGGUCAAGGAUCUGGUCGCGUUCUGUUAAUGUAUGUCAACUGUGAAGGAACUGAAGACAAUCUAGCAGACUGUGCUCAUGCAGGAAUAGAUCGUUACCCAUGUAGCCAUUCAAGAGAUGCAGGAGCCAUUUGUUAUUCUGAAGGUAGUGGUAGACUUUGUUUACUUUUAAUUAAUUACCUCUCCAUUAAAACAAUUUGUUUGUAACAGACACCAAAAGAUCUUUGAACUGAAAUGGUACUAAUAUAUCAUAUCAUUAUCAUUUCUAAUUGAACGUGGCUCUAGAAAUGGUAUUGAUUAAUUCGUUAAUAAGUGAGUAAUACCAACAUAUUUCAACUCUUUCUAGAUUUGGACUGUUAUCUUUAUUUACCUCCAUAAAAACGAGAACUUGUUUGAUUGUUCUUAAUAUGUAUUAUUAUUAUUAUUAUUUGUUUGGCGUCACCUGUGCC